Molecule: messenger RNA, 2183 nt
Organism: Hydractinia symbiolongicarpus
Lineage: Eukaryota; Metazoa; Cnidaria; Hydrozoa; Anthoathecata; Hydractiniidae
Product: latrophilin receptor-like protein A
Exons: 2
Coding region: 619-1971 (450 amino acids)
Biological process (GO): cell surface receptor signaling pathway; G protein-coupled receptor signaling pathway
Cellular component (GO): membrane
Molecular function (GO): G protein-coupled receptor activity
Source: RefSeq, a predicted model, not a curated record
AAAAAUGUACACAGUAAUUGACUGGGGACUUUCGCGGGAAAUUUCUUUUCGUGAAAAAACCUGUGUAGGCUAUUUUCUACUUAAAGAGAAUUUUCGGAACGAAACGGAAAGAAAAAAUUUAACGCGAUUAUACUUUCUAGGAACGGAACGAAAAGGAAAAUUUUCCACUAACGCGCUGUAAACAUUGUAAGUACGCAUGCUCAGAAGCUUUUCCGUUCCUAUCCGUUCUGUUUCGUUCCUAUCCGUUCUGUUCUGUUCCCCGGAAAAUUUUCUUGAAGUGGAAAAUAGCCAGAUGUAUAACUCGAAAGAUUCAUUCAAAGCUGGAAACAUUUGGAUUUCAAGAUUUCUUAAAUAACUUUCCAACUAGUGAGGGUGUUUUGAUACAGCUACCAUGAACCACACAUUGGCCUGAGAAGAAUUAUUUCACAACGGUUCAAAUUUAUUUUAAAUUAUUAAGUUGUUUAAAGAGUAACAUCGAUUCUCAAUCCUGCGGUGGUCCAACAUUCACUUUUUUCGAAAGAGAGAAAAAAUUAUUUUAGUUCAAACUUUAUUUUUAAAUUUACAAAUAAAAGGCGUACGAUACGUUAACAGAUGUAGUGAUAGAAAUAAAAAGCCAAGAUGUUGACAGUACUACAGAGUAUACUGUGUUUGUCAAUUCUAAUGAUCUGCAAUUGUCAAAACCAUAGUUGUAGGGAUAUCAUGAAUAGAGAUAUCGUUAUGAACUAUACUUUAAGUAAAUUUAAAAUAAAUGAAUCUCUGCUGACCAACAAAAGCUUGUUCCAAGAAGAUUUUAUCAAAAAAAUACGUUUAGCUAUUUAUCAUUUAUCAAUGGAUACAUUGUGCGUACAGACUCCAUCGCAUGACACUUUGUAUGUUUGGUCACUGCGUGUAUUAUACGAAGAGAUUGCAAAAAACUGCGAAAAAAGUGGAGGAGAGUUUAUAGGACGAACAGGAAUCUGUUUUUUAUCGAAUGGUACGCACAACGUUUCCAUCCCAAUGAAGAAUUUGAUAGAUUCUAAGAUUUCUUAUGCUGUUGGAAUCGGUGGAAAUAUCUUUAGUACAAUAACAUUGAUUAUUUUGCUGGCCACGUACUUCUUGUUUUCUGAAUUGAGAACAUUGCCAGGUAAAAAUAUCAUGGCGCUAUCCUGUUGUGUUCUUAUAGUUCACACACUUCAAUUGGUGAUAACAAUUGGAAUCCAUGGUCGUUUUUGUAUUGCAAGUGGAAUAUUACUGCAUUUUGUGAUGUUGAAAAGUUUCUCGUGGAAAGUAAUAUCAUCAUUUGAUUUGUGGUAUACGUUUUCAAGGAAUUUCUUAAGAGAUAACCAAUGGAAGAAAAAGCAAUUUAAAUAUUAUCUCAUCAUCUCCUUUGGUUGUAGUGGUUCUGUAAUAUUUAUAUCACUAAUGUUGGAGUACGCAGGAAAUUGUGGAAUGGGAUAUGGCGCGCAUAAUCAUUGCUUCAUUACAAAACUACUUCCACAUUUUCUUCUUUUUAUCCUUCCAAUUUUGUUAAUCGUUAUAUGCAAUAUUUUCGCUCUAAUUAUUACCAUCCGAAACAUUUCUAAGGCUAAGAAAUCCACUAAAAUGGCUCACCAGUCUUCACACAAUGACGUCAUGUUUCUUUCAAGAAUGUUCAUCAAGAUAUCGAUAGUCAAUGGAACAGGAUGGUGUUUUGGGUUGCUUGGUGCAUUUAUUGCGUCUUCGUUUUGCAUGUAUAUAUAUCUCAUCGUUGUUAACUUUCAAGGAUUUUUCAUUUUUUUAGCAUUUUGCGUCAACAGAAGAAUAUUUAAGCUUUAUUGUCAAAAAUACAGACAGCUUAAAUCUAAUUAUACAUUUGAAAAUACUUUUGCAAGCUUUGGACACGAUGGCCACGAAACACAGGAUAACCACGAAGCACACGAAACGCACUAUGCACACGAAACGCACGAUAAUUACGUCAUACCGGAAGACAAUCAAGUGGAGUCUUCUAUUUGAUAUUUGUUUUUCUAUAAACACAACUGAAGAUACCACCAUCCUUUUGCAACCAAUCAAACCAACUAGCAAGUAGUAAAAUUUUUCAAAUUUUAACAAAAGUUUGAAUUACGUUGUUGGCCUGUGUAUACACAAGGAGUAGUGUACUACUACAAACUGCUAUAUAGCUCAGAAUGUAACUGUAAAAUGUUUAUUUUAAUUCCGUUGUUCAAAAA